AUGCCUGGUAUCAAAUCUAAAACCACCUUGCUUUCUGUACCAGGUCCACGGUGGGCGUCCUGGAAUCUGGGAGUGUUCAUCUGCAUCCGGUGUGCUGGCAUCCACAGGAACCUGGGCGUGCACGUAUCCAGAGUCAAGUCCGUCAACCUGGACCAGUGGACCAUAGAACAAAUCCAGAGUAUACAGGAUAUGGGUAACACCAAGGCCCGGCAGCUUUAUGAGGCCAACCUUCCAGAAAGCUUCAGAAGACCUCAAACAGACCAAGCCGUGGAAUUUUUCAUCAGGGACAAAUAUGAGAAGAAAAAAUACUACAGCAAGAAUGUGACCAACGGAAGCAGCCCAAAAGAUACAAAGAAAGAGAAGGAUUCAGAGAGUGGCCACAAGGUGGCGUCCUACAGCAAGAAUGAAGACUCUCGGCCGGUUCCUAAAAUCAGUCCAGCUAAGAAUUCAGAACCCUCAGUGAACCUUUUAGGCCUUGAUGCACCGGCAGCCGCGUCCUGUAACGACAGUAGCACAAGCACAUCCCAGAACAACGACCUGGAUAUAUUUGGCCCCAUGGUGUCCAAUCCCCUGCCUGCUUCCACAUCCACAGCGGCAUUUCCUCAGGUGAGCUCCAGUCACACAGCCAGCACACCAACACAAGCUCCAGUAACAGGAGGCGGAGCCAGUUCAGGGGCCGGCCAAGCAGAACUCGACUUGUUCAGUGACGGUGAGAGCAGUAAGGUGGACGACUCGGCGAAGAAGCCGCUGUCCAAAGACUCCAUCCUGUCCCUGUACGGCACAAACACCAUGUCCCAGCAGCCCCCCGCCGCCGGCAUGUUCAUGGGUCCGUCCCAGAUACAGUUUCCUGUCCAGGCCACUACGGGCUAUCAGGCUUUCCCUGGUAUGGGGGCGGCUUUGCCACCCACCACUGUCAUGGGUGCCAUGAUGGCUCAGAGUGGGGCAGCCAUGAUGGGGCCCAGCGCGGGAAUGAUGGUUGGGAUGACGAUGCCCAACGGCUUCAUGGGAAAUGCCCCCGGCACCGGUGUGAUGGGCAUGGCCCCCAGGGUGAUGGGUGCGCAGGGCGGAGCCAUACCUGCAGGCAUGAUGCCGGCUCAGGGCAUGUACACCAUCCAACCUGGACCUCAGGCUCAGUGGAACAUGGCUCAGGUCAACCAGCAGAUGUCAGGGCUGACUCUGAACAGUGCAGGGGGCCAGAUGGCGUUCGGUCAGCCGGCGUCAGCGAUGGGGGGUUGGGCUGCAGCCGGACCGGGUCAGACUCUCAGCACACAGUUAUGGAAGUGAGCCUUCAGUUACGGUGGGGGUGGAUGAGUGGGCGGAGUAAGAGUCGAGGAGGCGGAGUUGUGCUUCUCUACUCCUGACUAUGAACUGAUGCCCUCUCGCCAUUCACAUGAAGAAAUUGUGUUUCCCAAACACACACACACCCCCCCCCACCCCCACCCCCACCCCGUGUAAGUGACCUGGGAGUCAUACGAUUACAGCCUGGCAGUUUCUGCCUGUCAUACUCUUUUUCAUCAUAACUUUAUUUUCCUUUUUUUGGGAAAACCAAACAGUCCCGACAUAAGAUGAUAUUGACAUAUCAGGAAGGCUGCAGGACCAGUUACACAAGCUUUUAUUGUAUCAUUCUGAGAUUAUAGAACAUUGUAUGACUUGUAUUUAAGGGAGAGGAGUUGCUGCUGCUUCUCCCGGUGUACAGCGCUGUAUAACCUUUUAAAGUACUUGUGGUUCCCUGAUAAAAUAAAGUGCUAAUCAGUCAUUUCUUUUCAU
Messenger RNA from Thalassophryne amazonica, 1767 nucleotides. Its product is annotated as stromal membrane-associated protein 1-like. Gene Ontology annotation, molecular function: metal ion binding; GTPase activator activity. Gene Ontology annotation, biological process: regulation of clathrin-dependent endocytosis. The coding region runs from base 1 to 1284 and encodes 427 amino acids. NCBI's taxonomy places the organism in Eukaryota, Metazoa, Chordata, Actinopteri, Batrachoidiformes, Batrachoididae. The record is from RefSeq and is a predicted model, not a curated record. The transcript is spliced from 9 exons.